Rattus rattus (black rat) is the source of this 764-nucleotide messenger RNA. Its product is annotated as leukocyte immunoglobulin-like receptor subfamily B member 3. The record is from RefSeq and is a predicted model, not a curated record. NCBI's taxonomy places the organism in Eukaryota, Metazoa, Chordata, Mammalia, Rodentia, Muridae. The coding region runs from base 1 to 501 and encodes 166 amino acids. The transcript is spliced from 4 exons.
AUGGUUGGACACCUGCAGAAGAGUUCCAGUCCAGCUUCUGCCAUCCAGGAAGAAAUCUUGUGUGAGAAAAGAUGGCCUGGGAGGGAGAUAACUGAGGUUUCAGCAUCUGAUGCUACUGUGAAGGUCACAAGGUCUGCAGACAAUGUGGAGCUAGGCAUACUGAGCCAACAUGAGGAUGACCCCUCCAUACACUUGUAUGCCCAGGUGAAACCUGCUAGACUCAGAAGGGCACAGACUACCUCUUCUUCCCUGUUUCCAAAGGAAUUACAGCACUCUAAACACAGACAGAAAAACAGAGACCAAGUCAUAGAUCAGCAGGUGUGUUUUGACUUCUCCAGAUCCCCAGGUUUCCAGUGGCCAACACAAACCUUCUACUUUUUUCUACUUCAGGUUGAUACAUCUCAGGAUUCUCAUGCUGUGAUCUAUGCCCAGCUGCACAUCAUGACACCAAGACAGGGCAGGCAAACUUCCCCUCUUUCCAGGAAGAAAAUGCUGACUUGAGACCCUUCUCUGUUGUCAACCAGUCCAGAGAGAUCUAGAAUCUACAUUCCGUGGGAGAGAAAGGACUCAGCCAUGUCAGAAAAUAAGAUGUCAUAGGCACACUGUCAUUGUGCAAAAAUAUCUGGUGUCUAGUGUAUUCUGAGAUCUUCAGGGACUCACCUGAUUCUGUAGUCUGAGAUAAGAAAUAUGCCUGCAUGUUGUAAAUAGGGCAAAUGUUUUGUUAGUAACCAAUGCAUAAAAUGAAGAAAGAAAAUAGGACUGAA